GAGCUAUGGCCGUAAUUUUUUGCCAUACCGUACCAGAUAUCGUUCAUUUUUUAGCGGUUCGUCUUUCGUAUUCAGCCGGUAAACAGCCGGUCGUGAGAGCGGAAUUCGUUAACAAAAUGAUGGAACUGAAGUGAGCCACAGACGACGCAGCGACGCACGGCAGCGGUAAUUCGGCACGGCAUGGCACGGUUCAAUUCAGUUCAGUGGCUCGAUUUCUGUACGGAGAGCACGACGCGUUGAUGCAGUGUUGUGACGUACCAGUAUUUAAAAAUAAACACAGAAUUAAUCUGUAUUUAUGCACAAUACCGUACAAACAAUGUCGGAAAAGAAAAAAUAUACAACUUACGAUAGGGAAGUAAAUAAAAGAUUGUUGAUCACCCUGAUAAAACAGAGGCCAGUGUUGUGGGACAGAGAUCUGGAAAUUUACAAAGACAGAACUGCCAGAGCGGAAGCGUGGCGAGAAAUAUAUCCGAUUCUAUACAAGAAAUACGCGAGUAUGGAUGAAAAUGAAAAAAUCCUUUUUGGGAGAUAUGUGACACACAGAUGGACACGAAUAAGAGACGCCUGGUUAAGAAGUUACAAGAAACCAAACGCAACGACAUACAAAUUCGAUCGUGAAAUGAGUUUUCUGAAGAGAUUUGUUGAUAGGAACUCUGUAGGUACCUCCGAGGACGCAAACAUGAGCGCCAACAUCAAAGAAGAAGAAGACAUCGAGUCUGAAUCAGAGGUUAAUUUCGAAAAUUACGAUUUCGAUGAAAACCAUAGCAACGUUGAAAUGGAACCUGAGAAAGUUAUGUGCAUCGUGGACUCCUCCAAGGAGGCAGAGAACGCUGAUCGUCACUUAUCUUUCUUCAAGGGCAUUCUACCGUCACUGACUGCCUUCGAUGACGAUCAAACAUUGGAGUUCCAGUCCGGCGUCAUUAACCUUAUACAGUCUAUCAAAAGGAAUCGCAAUUGGUAGUCAUCAUUUAUAUACCAAUAAGCACCGUCACAAGAAACGAUAUUUUUUACCUAAGAGUUGGUAGAAAAAUCAAUGCCGAUUACAGACAAUUGACAUGUAAAAAGGCGCAGUGCGAUGAAACUCUAACAAUAGUUAGAUAAUAUUAUUAUGGUGACAAAACUAGUGAGACUGCAUUGGUAUAAUAAAAACUAGACCACAGAACACAAAAAGAGAUUAGAAGGGUGAUUAUAGACCGUUUAUACGGGAACCGAUGUCGCCGGCUCGCUUCCACUACACUUUCAUCUGAUAGAUGAAUAGCCAAUGAAAUGUUGUGACAUCAAACAAUCGAACCAAUCAGCGCUCACACCCGAGAACAACGACGCAAUCAGAACCAAGUUUUGGUCAAGUUACGAGCAUUUGCUCACACAUUACUGUGGCGCGCCUGCCCCGUUCAUAAGGCCCUUCUAACCUCUUUUUGUGUUCUGUGGACUAAACCCAUAGAAAUACCUAAAUAAUUGAUCUGAUUAGACCCAACAAGUGAUGGUAUUUCAGUGGGGAUAGAUAUAAUUACAGGUUGCAAAUGAGACAUCAUGUAACCCCACUAAUGGCCAUGACCUACCACGCGGGCCCAGUGCGGAUUGGUUGGUGCUAACGACUGCUGAUGAAGUGGAGCUCGAGAAUAAAUUUUUGGUCGCUCGAGAACAAAUUUAUGGUCACCCAUACGAAGACUGGCAAAGGCCAGAUGGCGAAAGUUGCUUAACUUCGAUUGUAGAAUGCUGUAACCAUUUGCGUCAUCGAGUUCCUUGAGCAAAUGCGUGCAAGUAAGUCUCAUAUUUUGAUUUGUACUGCUUUUAUAAGGCGUCUAAUAAGCGCGUCAUUAUCGGUCGAUAAUAUCGGAUGCGUUAUAGCGAUUUAUGUUUUUAGUACGUUAUGUAGAUAUAAGGGCGGCUACGAAGUUACACACUGCUGCGAUAAUAACAACGCAAUAAAAGUAUGACGAAAUAUCGCAAUAACGCAUUUGAUAUUAUCGAACGAUAUAACGGGCUUGAUUCAAUCCAUUGAUAAUAUAUAAAAACAUUGUUUUUUUUUGGUAAAACCUCUAAAAAUGUGCAUUACGUGAUCGCGUGAUCGUACGUGUUUUUGUGCAGUAAAAAGAUUAUAAUAUGUGAUUGAACUCGUAAUUGGUACAUAAUCAAUUCACACGUUAUUUUGUUAUGAAAAUGUUGCGAUGAGCAAUAAAAGACAUGAAAAAAUAUGUAAUUUGUUUUGUAUUUCUAACAUAUUGUUAUAACUUUAUACACUAAGUCAUCUUUAUUUACAUGAGCAUUUUUGCUACACAAUAUUACAAUUAAAAUAAUUUUCUCUCUUUAUAUUAAAUUUUACAUACAUAUUCCUCUUCGACAUAUUCAUUAGGCAAAGUGACGAAAACAAUCAGUACGAAAGCUUUUAUAUUAAUCAUAUAUUUUAUUAAAAACAUACUGCUUUUUUUAGAUAAGGCGUAUAAAAACUAUACAAAAAUUACCAUUUUAUGGAGCGGGAUUUUUUGAGGUACUCGUGUGAAAAUAUACAUUUUUUUCUGGUGAAAAUGCACUUAAAUGUAUAAGUUAAACUUAAAAAAAUAUUAGCGCAUUUCACUUUUAUACAUCUAUCACCUUUACAUUUUAAUUUAGUUAUGGAACCAUGAAGCCUAGACCUGGCUAGGCAGUAACAAGAAGUUGUUGACAUUUUUGAGAGAUCAAAUCAUGUGAUUAGAUAAACAUUAUAACGUAAGUUAUAUUAUCCCGAAAUUAGUUUAAAAUAAAUAUCAUAACAUGUAUAGGUACUAGAAAAAAAAAUACGAACAGUAUAUCGAUAUUGUGAGCUGUUUUUACUGUAAUUUUGAGAUCCAUAUAAAAAUAGUGAAAUUGUUUAUAUUUUGUAUUACAGUUCAGUAAUUGAAUGUACCUAUUGUAAAGUAUAGUCCGGGUUGAAAUUAUUUAACUGUACAAAAUGAAUUUGAAGCUUUUUUUGCUUUUGCAUAAAUAAUUGUUUUUUGUUUGGUUUAAAAUGUGUAAAAUCCCUCUGAGAUUUGAAGAACAUGGUUUGUUAUUUUUAUGAUCUGCACAGGUGUUUAAAAUUAUCUUUAAAUUUGUUUUAAGUUUGUACCUCAAGCACGAUAGCUAACGAAAAGCAUUCGUGUCGCCAUGGCAAAGUUUCUAUGAAAAAAAGCCAGUUUGUUCUUACAUCCAGUAGGAGGCACUGCCUAGUUUCUAUAGAAACGACGUUGACGUUGGCGAUACGAAUACGAAUUUGUCUAAAUAUGUGCUUGGGGUACAGUAAUAUUUACUAGACUUAUUGCACAAAAUAGGGCCCUUCAUCUCACAUGAUAUUAGGCCACCUGCCAACUAAAUAUAAAAUGGUUCCACUCGUUUGUUAAAAUUUAUUUGUAAAAAAAAUAUCAUCUUUUAAAAUUUUGAUCAUUUUCAUUAUUUUGGCUAUGUGUACAGUACUUACUACUGUUCAAAUUAUCAAUUUUAUCAUUAUAUUAAUUAAUAAGCAAGCUCGAUCAAAUAGUAUGUCUGUUACAAUCAAUGAUUCCAAACAAUGUUGCGAAUGUUUCGACCAACAGCAAAGAGUGCAACAUAACCUUAUUAACAACAAUGUUAAAAUACGACCUCGUUUCUGUUCAUAUUCGACAGAGACUGCAAUUUAUAAUGUAUAGAUGUAUAUUAAAAUUCAUCAUUAUUCAAUAUUGUUCAUUUAGUCUAAACUGUUACAAGCACUUGACAGUUAAAAAGGUGCCUAAUCGGUUUAAAUCUACGACCUCCCGGCCGGAUCUUGUAUUGAGAAAAACCGCAAAGAAACUCAGCAACGUAACAGUCAUAUUAAUAUAAAAAGCAAAAAAACGUAUUUAUACACUUUGUAACACGACUUCAAAGGCUGUGUCUGAUUAUAUUACAGAUGAUAUUAUGAUAUGAUAUUAUUAUAUAUAUAUGAUAUUAUGUCAAGUGCUAGUUGACAAUGUUGUUGCAUCACUCAGGAUAACUAAACACAUAUUCGGUCCGGCAGUAUUAGUCAAACAACAAAACCGACCCGUAGUAAUUACUGCCGAACAUUCAUCUACAUAUAUUCGAUUUUACCGGCCGGCUGUGCUAAUUAAUGCCGACCAGCUUGUGUGUAGCUACCCUCAGGAAACACACUCAUCUUUCCAAUAUAAGUGCAGUCAAUGACGAUUUCAACACUGAAAACUUAAUUGUUUUUACAGAUAUAACUUACAAUCGUUGCACAGAAACCAAAGUGUAUAAACUGUUGGGCUUAGUGACGUAAUUAAUAAGCUAAGCACUUCACAUGGGUAUUCGUAUUUGCUAUUUGACAUCAGUAUAUCCUUAUCAUGUUCUUUAUGGAAUGAAAAGGAGAGGAGAUCCAUAUGAAGUGCCAACAAAAACACUUAAAGUUGGAGGAGGCUAUCUCCGAAUAUUCACGAGAAGUUGCCAUAAGAUUAAUUUGCUGAAAACCGAACUUGCCAUUUCACAACUUACUGAGCGAGACACGAUAAUAAAGGGCUAAGCGAGCACUGCUUCUCUGUCAAUGUAGCUGUAUGUAUUAAAGUUUAUUAGUUCAGACAUUAUAUACUAGUAUAUCUGAAAUUACAACAUAAAAGGAUAGACAACAUAAAGAUAUACAUACGCUUUAUAAAAAUUAUAACAUCAAUCGUAAUUCACGAGUGGUGAAAAGUAAAAAUAACAUAAAAUGAAUUUUAAUGUACGUACUUAGUACUUAGGUAAUUAAACAGCAGUGCGUGCUUUACCCGACCAUGAAGAUGUUAACAAAGCUGCGAAACUUAACAAUGCACAAACAGAGAGCUUCAUUUAUAUUUAUAUACCCUCAUAAUAAUUACAAAAUUUAGUUUAUGGACAAAUAAGAAAUUUUAACGUGGAUGUCAAUAUUUGCGGUUAAAAUUUAAUAUUUGCAUUACAACGUUGCAACCAGCCAAGCUAAAGAAUAUUUUAUCAUAAUCUUUUAGCUAAAAACCCAUACCACAAUGCCACAAUAUUUUACUUAAUAAUGGUAUGACUAUUGUCAAUCUUAAAAGUCUUAAUUAUAAAUUACUUAACCUUAGCUUGACUGAUAGGAGCUUUGCAUUUAAUUUAAAUCCUGCUUAGGCACACUGUGAGGACGUCCACACGGCCCGUGCCACUUCAAGAAACCAGUUGCUGGCGUCUCCUUACGUCUCAUAUUCUCCUGGUACUUUGAUAUUAAACUAUAUUUUAUAAACAUUAAAUAAGUACAAUUAUAAAAUUCUUUGACUAUACUCACCUAACUAAACGUGAAUGAUAGGUAUACUAAAUAUUACAGAAACCUAAGAUACUUAUUAAUUAAUAAUUCUUCAUGUAUACCUAAUCAAUAUUGUGCAUACUAUGCACUUAAUGGAAUGGGGCUAACCUCAACAAGUUAAAAUCCCAUAAGAUUACUGACGACGUUACUAAUGGUUAAAUAAGUUAUAAUUAAUUUAUCCCUUAACAAACGCAGGAUUUCCACAUUAAACAAUUUCGAAACCACACUCAGAGAUAUCUUUAGCUUAUCAAGAUAUUUUAAUAUUAGGAUUUUUUCAUAUUUAUUUAUUUAUCCAUUGUCAAACAUGUUUGACUAGCCAUGCCACGAAAUUGAUUCUCUUUUUUAAGAAUAAUAAUUAAUAGUAAUCUAUUGGCCCUGUUGGAUUAAAAUAUGAGUUAACAUUGAAUUGAUAAAUGGAAAGAGAAUGAGACAAUCGCCUUCUGACCUCUGGUUUCUUGACGCUUGAUGCCAACUAUCACAUAUGAUGUCCGAAUUAAUAUUGCAUUUACACUUAUAAGCCACAUUUUUUAUACACAAUUUCACUUUUAACCAUUAUUGACUUUUAUAACACAUACUGUUAGAAAUUGACAACACCUAUGUAUAUAGACGAUUUUGUACAGAGUUCACUACAGUAGGUAUCUGCAGUCAUCACAGAUAAUAUAGAAAAAAUAAACUUUCAUCUUGUUAGUCUAUACAUAACAAGUACACUUUUAGCCCUACCCUACGAUUCACCAGUAUAACUGAUUAUGUGACUGAAAACUGUAUCUGUUAAUUACUUACAAUCUUAGAAGUCGCUAAAAAGAACUACAGCAAAUACCCUUUUGUUUUUCACUAUGAAACAUGAUAUUCAUUAGUAGGACGUCGAAAAACCGAAUCCGCUCCAAAAUGAGGUUUUUGACUAAAUUUUGCUCCCUAAAAUUACUAACAAUAAAUAAAAAUUAAAUAAUGGAUUUACAUUCACUUCGAUAACUAUUAAAUUAUUGUAUGCGAUCACAAUGGACUACGGUAUAAAUAGAAAAAUACAACGGUCUACACACCAGCGGUGAUGUUGCACUGCGAAAGUCCACCGCCACAUUCGCCACUUCACCGCAUUUCAAAAAUAUUGCAUUCAAAAUAGUUACGCGACCUUAAUAUAAGACGUGCGUCAAAAACUCUGUCGCAUUCACUCCCUAGCACGUCGCGCCGAGGAAAAAAGAAAUACUGCGCUACUGUUUGAACACAGAAACGUCACUCGCACCGAAUUUAUUGCUAACAGAAUACUUUGGCAGUAUUUUAUCUUCGAAAGAAGCAUAAUGUUGACUGAGCCGGUUUUCACAUAAUCUCCGUACGAGAGCACACCCAGAAUGCUGCAAGAAUUAGGUCUGUAAUAUAACGGAUUAUUCUUUGAAAGUUCUUAAAUUUAGGAACGCCGAAACGUCAGUGUCCACAUGUCCAAGAGUAUAGCCACCACUGACGAUAUUUUGUGAGAUAUUUAUAAUUAAUAAUAGUUCGGACAAUGCCUCGAAUCACCUGGACAAGAAGAAUCGAACAAUGCAAGUUUUCUAUUCCGAUAAUAAAACUAGCUAGAUAGACUUGCAACGGGAUUUUGCAGUAACAAAGUCCGAGAUCCCGAAAAAUUUCUCUCAGAUUCUUCCAAGAUGCUUCCUAGGAUUGGUUGAUAUUGCGGGGUUCAAUAUGCCCGUUUUCCGUGUUGGAGUGCCAGGCGUCCAUAAACUUCAAUAGGUGCAUGUGAGGGCGAACGCACCUAUCUCCUGGACAAUUCGCGGAUAAUUCAGCUACAGAUUGGUUAAAUUUUAAAGUUGGUUCCCUGUUCCCGAGUCGGAGUACCAGACACCUAUAAUAUGCUAGUACAUGAUGCAUCUAUCUUCGGAACAAAAACGCCAAGAGCCGGUUCGGAUGUUUCUUCCAUACUGCUGAGAAUUAAUUAUGCGCCCGUUUUCCGUGUGAGAGUACCAGGCGUCCAUAGUUCCCAGCAGGUGGUAGCAUCUCGCGGUCGGAGUGAAAGCUUUAGUAAGUGCAUGUAAUCUAUCUGCUUGCCACGAACCCCUGCGUCACUUCAGUGGGUGCAUAUGAGAGCGCGGGCACCUGUCUUCGGGCCACAAACGCGCGCUUGUUCUCUGUGCGCGAGUACCAGGCGUCUAUAAACCUCAGCGGAUAGCAGUGCGGGCGAGGGCACCUAUCUUCUGGCUACAAACACCCACUUGUUCCCCGUGAGCGAGUACCAGGCGUCCAUAGUCCCCAGCCCCCGGUGGCGGCAUCUCGCAGGCGGGCUGGAAGCUUCAGUAGGUCACGAACGCCCAUAUGAGCCCCGUCCGCGAGUACCAGGUCUCCAUAAGCUUCAAUAGGUGGUGUGGUCAAUCUUCUGGCUACGAACGCGCGCUUGUUCCCCGUGCGCGAGUACCAGGCGUCCAUAGUCCCCAGCAGGUGGCUGCAUUUCGCGGGCGGGGUGGAAGCUUCAGUAGGUCAGGAAACACUCGUGUGUUCCCCGUCCGCGAGUACCAGCUUCAAUAGGUGGUCUGGUCUGGCUCUAUCUUCUGGCUACGAACGCGUGCUUGUUACCCCGUCCGCGGGUAACAGGUCUCCAUUAGCUUCAAUAGGUGGUCUGGUCUAUCUCCUGGCUACGAACGCGCGCUUGUUCCCCGUGCGCGAGUACCAGGCGUCCAUAGAGUGCAGCAGGCGGUGCGUUGGGCGGGCGGCGGCGGGGGCGAGGGCGGGGGCUGGGCAUCACGCGGGCGGGGAGGGCGCGCGGGCGGGGAGCGUGGGGGCGGCGCUCACCACCACCACGGGCUUCACAAUGGUGGUGGCGCUCAGGUACUGCGCGCUCACUGUUAGGGGUUGUACGUUGCCUUUCACCAUUUGCGUUUCUACC
Molecule: messenger RNA, 8123 nt
Organism: Chilo suppressalis (striped riceborer)
Lineage: Eukaryota; Metazoa; Arthropoda; Insecta; Lepidoptera; Crambidae
Source: the annotation of a GenBank genome assembly